GGGGCGCACGUGCAACAGCCGCUCUUUCCGACAGGAUCACCGCGAUGGCCGCCCAGGGAGAGCCGCAGGUCCAGUUCAAGGUCGUCCUGGUGGGCGACGGCGGCACCGGAAAGACGACGUUCAUGAAGCGCCACUUGACUGGAGAGUUUGAGAAGGAGUACGUAGCUACCCUGGGCGUGGAGGUGCACACACUAAUCUUCCAUACCAACAGAGGACCCAUCAAGUUCAAUGUGUGGGACACAGCCGGCCAGGAGAAGUUCGGGGGCCUGCGCGAUGGCUACUACAUCCAAGCCCAGUGUGCCAUUAUAAUGUUUGAUGUAACAUCAAGGGUUACUUACAAGAAUGUGCCUAGCUGGCAUAAAGAUCUAGUACGCGUGUGUGAAAACAUCCCCAUUGUAUUGUGUGGCAACAAAGUGGAUAUUAAAGACAUGAAAGUGAAAGCAAAACCUAUUCUCUUCCACCGAAAGAAGAAUCUUCAAUACUAUGACAUUUCUGCCAAAAGUAACUACAACUUUGAAAAGCCUUUCUUCUGGCUUGCCAGAAAGCUCAUUGGGGAUCCUAACUUGGAGUUCGUUGCCAUGCCGGCUCUUGCCCCACCUGAGGUGGUCAUGGACCCAGCUUUGGCAGCACAGUACGAGCAUGAUUUAGAGGUUGCUCAGACAACUGCUCUUCCAGAUGAGGAAGAUGACCUGUAAGAAAGCGAAGCUGGAGCCCUGCUUCAGACGUCUAUUUUUUAGGCAACUGUCCUGUGAUGCCUGCCAGCGGUGCAGCGUGUGUACCACUUUAUUUAGCUAAAGGAGAUCGUGUACUCCAUCGGGAAGCUGAAGGAGAUGAAUGGGCUUCAGAGUAAAUAUGGCAGUUAAAACACCUUUUUUUU
Molecule: messenger RNA, 877 nt
Organism: Mastomys coucha (southern multimammate mouse)
Lineage: Eukaryota; Metazoa; Chordata; Mammalia; Rodentia; Muridae
Product: GTP-binding nuclear protein Ran, testis-specific isoform
Exons: 1
Coding region: 45-695 (216 amino acids)
Biological process (GO): ribosomal subunit export from nucleus; protein import into nucleus
Cellular component (GO): cytoplasm; nucleus
Molecular function (GO): GTPase activity; GTP binding
Source: RefSeq, a predicted model, not a curated record